CCUGGCGGAGAUGGAGGGACAAGUGUCGUCCGGGGGGAGGGUGUGAUUACGGUACUACACUCUUAAAGCGUUCCUUUCCCACUUUGAGCCGCUCUGGGCGCCUCCUGUUGCCUUCAGUGAUCUGCAGUUGAGAGAGGAAGGGAAUAUUCAGCCAGACAGCUCUGAGCCCUCGUUGAACUACAGACCUUAAAAUGCAACAGGAGGCAGCCAGAGCAGUUAAAGCGGGAGAGCAACGCUUUAAAAGAGUGCAGUGCGAUAAUCUCCAUAGCGUUGGAAGAGACCCCAAGGGACAUCCAGUCCAACCCACCUUCUGCCAUGCAGGAACUCUCAGUCAAAGUAUCCGCCAAGAGAUGGCCGUCCAGCCUCUGUUUAAGGACCUCCAAAGAAGGAGAUUCCAAGGCACUCUCGAACAGCCUCCUCAUGUUGAGGUUGGGAUCUCUUUUGCUGCAGCUUGCCUCCAUUGGUCCGUGUUUAGUCUCUGGAGCAGCAGGAAACAAGCCUGCUCCAUCCUCAGUGUGACCCCCUUCAAAUACUUAAACAGGGCUAUCGUUUGACCUCUUAGCCUUCUCUUCCGCAGGCGAGGCCUUUCGUGGGGUGUUCUGCUGUGGAGGAGAGGAGGGGGCCCAGGGUUUUGGAGAAAGGCCUUAAAAGAGUGCUGGAUGGAAAGCAUAGAAGCCCCCCUCCUCCUCCCCACUGCUGCCUUAAAAAAAACAUACACAAGCAUCUUUAUGUCCAGAAAACUGCAACGACUUCGUGAUCAUGACAUAAAUCCCUGUUUAGCGGAAACAGAUGCUUCUAGAAAAUGUAUGGAUGAUAGUAACUACAAUAAAGAUGUAUGCACCAUCUAUUUUUUAAGAUACAAAAAUUGCAGAAAGUUCUGGAAUGGAAUCAUGAUGCAGAGAAGAAAAGAUGGAAUAAAGCCAGAUAUGCCUACAGCAGAAGAAAGAGACCGAAUUCUAGCAUCAAUGGAAAGAGUACCAUAUUAAUCAUGCAGUGCUGCUGUUUUAACAUAAAUACUGGCUUUAUUUUAUACAGGAAGUUUGGAAAGAGUGUUGAAACCAUCAUUAUGGUAGGUAGCUAUUUUGCUGCUAUCAUCUUCAUCACCCUCGUACAGCUUCAGAAUUUUCAGCGAAUACUUUUGUAGGUUUAUUCUCACUGUAUCCACAGCAGAAUCUUCACAUACUGACUGAAGGGUAACAUGCAUAGCAUGUGGGGGGAAAUGUCUGUAAUAAAUUGACUUUUUAAAUGA
Messenger RNA from Sceloporus undulatus (fence lizard), 1249 nucleotides. RefSeq names its product coiled-coil-helix-coiled-coil-helix domain containing 7 (gene CHCHD7). The coding region runs from base 660 to 986 and encodes 108 amino acids. The record is from RefSeq and is a predicted model, not a curated record. The transcript has 4 exons. Lineage: Eukaryota; Metazoa; Chordata; Lepidosauria; Squamata; Phrynosomatidae.